GAAAGACUUCCCAUUCUGGUACGGCAGCCAGCUGGAAUUCAACUGACAUGCUAUGAGCCAUGCUCUCAGAUUUAAAGGUAUUCUGUGGAGAUGUAGCUGAGAACUACAGAACAUGCUGUGUUUCAGCAUGAUGUUUUUUUCAAGAACCAAGUCUAUCUUAAGGCUUGCUGGUGUCCUGAAAGCAUAAGUGAAUCAUAAAGAGGCUUUUGUAUUUGCACAAGACCACAAAUAGCCCAAACUAAGGUGACUUGGAGCCUCAGGGUUCUCUGCUGCAUCACCUGCUGCUUAGCUAGCCUGUUGUUCAGGUUUGAAAAAUCUUUAAGUUGGAUACCAGCUAGUUCAUUGUUCAAGAUGCCUCUCUUGGAAAGCACAGUCAUUGCAGUUUACUCCUUCUGUUGUGCUUUUGAUACCAUGAGCCUCCAUACUGAUAAAUAGUAGGGGGAGGCUGGUUCAGUUUCGUAAUUACUGACCCUAAUGGCACAUUGCCCUAAAAAUGAAUACUAUGAUAAUUUGCUGCUCUCUUGUAAGCCUUGUCAUCUUCGAUGUUCUAGUACACCACCACCUUCAUGUGAAAACUACUGUGAUAAGAGUAUUGAUUCAAGUGGAGUCCUUUGGAUUUGUCUGGGCUCAGGAGUAAUUUUAAUGUUCACUCUGUUCACCUUAAUGGUCUUGUUUAAAUGGAAGCACCUCAAUCAACUAAAAGAAAAACUGAAAAGCACAGACUCUUCUGUUGAGCUGAAUAAUAUUCUCAAGGCUAAUACUGAAAGUGAUGUGACUAUAGAAGGAAUUAGAGACUUGCUUCAAAGUGAAACAUUAAUGUAUUCAGUGGAAGAAUGCACUUGCUGUGACUGUGGCUUGGUAAAACCUCAGAACGGCUGUGAAACUUCAUUUCCAUUACCAGCUACAGAAGAAGGAGCUACUGUUCUAGUUACCACAAAGUCUUUUGAUUAUUGCAACUAUAUUCUGGGUGACUAUGAGUGAAAUGUAUUUUUACUGCAUAAUAAUAAAUGAAUUAUUCCAAUAUAGAUAUUAAUUUUAGUAGUUUCUGUUAGUGGAUAAGCUCAGUACAUUAUCCUAGAUCUUCCAUUGAGAAUUCAUUAAUAUUAUAAUAUUAUUUCUAAUCCUAGUAUCUCUUUCAUCAGGUAUUUCCACAUUAUUCUCAGAUACUAAACUAGUUAUGGGAAUUUUUAAUUUCUGAGGAUGGCAUUUUCUGCCCUUAGAGACUGUUUCUACUUAUGCUGGAAA
This is a messenger RNA of Colius striatus (speckled mousebird), 1245 nucleotides long. It is a transcript of the gene TNFRSF17, whose product is annotated as TNF receptor superfamily member 17. NCBI's taxonomy places the organism in Eukaryota, Metazoa, Chordata, Aves, Coliiformes, Coliidae. The transcript is spliced from 6 exons. Gene Ontology annotation, biological process: tumor necrosis factor-mediated signaling pathway. Gene Ontology annotation, molecular function: signaling receptor activity. The record is from RefSeq and is a predicted model, not a curated record. The coding region runs from base 475 to 981 and encodes 168 amino acids.